This is a messenger RNA of Oryzias melastigma (Indian medaka), 408 nucleotides long. Its product is annotated as multidrug resistance-associated protein 4-like. Gene Ontology annotation, biological process: transmembrane transport. Gene Ontology annotation, molecular function: ATPase-coupled transmembrane transporter activity; ATP hydrolysis activity; ATP binding. The transcript is spliced from 2 exons. Gene Ontology annotation, cellular component: plasma membrane. The record is from RefSeq and is a predicted model, not a curated record. Lineage: Eukaryota; Metazoa; Chordata; Actinopteri; Beloniformes; Adrianichthyidae. Bases 1 to 393 code for a protein of 130 amino acids.
AUGCUGCCCCCCCCCCCUCUUUUCUCCUUCCAGGACCCGGUUCUGUUCACCGACACUGUGAGGAAGAACCUGGAUCCGUUCAGCCAGCACUCCGAUGAAGCUCUGUGGCAGGCCCUCCAGGAGGUCCAGCUAAAGGCCGCGGUGGAGGAGCUGCCCCAGAAGCUGGAGACGGUUCUGGCCGAGUCCGGCUCCAACUUCAGCGUGGGUCAGAGGCAGCUGGUGUGUCUGGCCCGGGCCGUCCUGAGGAAGAACCGUAUCCUCAUCAUCGACGAGGCCACGGCCAACGUGGACCCGAGGUUUGACCAUUCACAACCAGAUGCAGUUCAUCGCGUCGCCACUAGAGGGCUCACUCACAGAAUUACCUUCAGUUUGAUAGAGAUUUGGUUUUUCUAAAGAAUCAGUUUUUUA